GAGUUGGCAGGCCCAGUCUUCAGCGUCUAAAUUUGCCAGCACCUGCGACAGCAAUAGAUUUAACAAUCAUAAACUGCACCGUGAAACGAAAAAGAGAACAUAAAUCAAUUGUAAGUCUAUGAAGAUUUCACGCUAGGUUUUGAGACCCACGAAGGAGUUGUGCGAUUUUGGAAUCACACGGACAGGGUCAACUCAGGUAACGUGAAUUUAGCCAACGUUACUGUCGUUUUCGUGGGUCCGUCAGUCAACCAACAUGCAAAGUUUGAAUAUUUUGUGUCGCAAUGCGGCUAAGCGGGGUCAGGUGAUCCCAUCCAAGCUUCAAGGAGUGACGACAGUGUGCGCAAGAACAUAUGCCGAUGCCCCAAUUGAUGCAGAUGUCACUGUGGUGGGAUCGGGUCCUGGAGGCUAUGUGGCCGCCAUCAAAGCAGCACAGCUGGGAUUUAAGACAGUGUGUGUGGAGAAGAAUGCCACCCUAGGAGGAACAUGUCUCAACGUGGGUUGCAUCCCCUCCAAGGCUUUGCUGAAUAACUCACACUAUUAUCACAUGGCCCAUGGGAAGGAUUUUGAAAGCAGGGGAAUAGAGGUUACUGGAGUGAAGUUGAACCUGGAGAAGAUGAUGGCCCAGAAGUCUGGAGCAGUUAAAGCUUUAACGGGUGGCAUCGCUCACCUCUUCAAACAGAACAAGGUGACCCACGUGAAUGGCUUCGGAAGCGUAACAGGACCCAAUGAAGUCACGGCAACAGGCGACGAUGGAAGCAAACACGUCAUCAACACCAAACACAUUCUUAUCGCCACUGGAUCAGAGGUUACCCCAUUUCCUGGGAUAGAGAUUGAUGAGGAGACUGUGGUGUCGUCAACAGGAGCGCUGUCUCUGAAGAAGGUUCCAGAAGAGCUGAUAGUCAUCGGCGCAGGUGUCAUUGGGGUGGAGCUGGGUUCGGUGUGGCAGCGCCUGGGCUCCAAGGUGACGGCGGUGGAGUUCCUGGGCCACGUGGGCGGGAUGGGCAUCGACAUGGAGAUCUCCAAGGGCUUCCAGCGCAUCCUGCAGAAGCAGGGCCUCAAGUUCAAGCUGGGCACCAAAGUCAUGGGCGCCACCAGACGCCCCGACGGCAAGAUAGACGUGGCUGUGGAGGCAGCAGCUGGCGGUAAGGCAGACACCCUGAGCUGUGACGUGCUGCUGGUGUGUAUCGGCCGCCGGCCCUUCACACAGAACCUGGGCCUGGAGAAGGUGGGCAUCCAGCUGGACAACAGGGGACGCAUCCCCGUCAACAACCGCUUCCAGACCCAAGUACCCAGUAUCUAUGCGAUAGGUGACGUGGUGGCGGGCCCCAUGCUGGCUCAUAAGGCGGAGGAUGAGGGCAUCAUCUGUGUGGAGGGCAUGGCGGGCAGCACCCCUCACAUCGACUACAAUUGUGUGCCCUCCGUCAUCUACACACACCCCGAGGUGGCAUGGGUGGGCAAGACUGAGGAGCAGCUCAAAGAGGAGGGAGUUCCUUACAAUGUGGGCAAGUUCCCGUUUGCUGCUAACAGCCGGGCGAAGACCAACGCAGACACAGACGGCCUGGUCAAGAUCCUCGGCCACAAGGAGACCGACCGCAUCCUCGGAGCACACAUCAUGGGCCCGAGUGCAGGAGAGAUGAUCAACGAGGCAGCGUUGGCCAUGGAGUACGGAGCCUCCUGUGAGGAUGUGGCCAGAGUCUGCCACGCCCACCCGACGGUGUCAGAGGCUUUCAGAGAGGCUAACCUUGCUGCUUCAUUUGGGAAGGCCAUCAACUUUUAAAUCUUUUACCAUCCAUACUGCUCAAUCACGCACACUUUCUCUCUCACACACACACACACACACUAGAGGCUCUUCUCAACGUCUCCUCGGCCCUUGAUCCUCGGUCCACCGGCUCGUUCCCACUGAUCUUUAAACUGGAUAGACUCUAUACCACUGUUGCCGCCCCAUCAUUCUUUAUAGAUCAGUGGGAACGAGCCGGAGGACCGAGGAGAGAUGUUGAGAAGAGCCUUAGACCCUCUCUACACUACAACGUCUCAAGGGGACGUUUUAGUGUUGAGAGGCAAAGGGAAUGAGUGAGAUGUUGGCGCCCCCCUAUGGUAGCACUGUGCCUAGACAUGUAUAACCCCUCCGCCAGCGCUAGCAGUUGCUGUUACAGAUAUACGUGUACAUAUAUGAGUGUUUACUGAGAGAGAAAGAAAGAGAGAGAGAGAGAGAGAGAGAGAGAAUAUGAGAAGAUGAAUAAAAUGUGUGUAAGGGGUCAGGAACUGCUGUAUGCUGUAAUAAGGCUAGAAUAGAGUGUUUUGUAUGAUGUACAAGGUAUGUAUGUGUCUACAUGUACAGCUAUGCAGAAAUAAAAUAUAUCAUAUGAAGUUUAA
Messenger RNA from Sardina pilchardus (European sardine), 2373 nucleotides. Its product is annotated as dihydrolipoyl dehydrogenase, mitochondrial. The transcript is spliced from 14 exons. Gene Ontology annotation, molecular function: flavin adenine dinucleotide binding; dihydrolipoyl dehydrogenase (NADH) activity. NCBI's taxonomy places the organism in Eukaryota, Metazoa, Chordata, Actinopteri, Clupeiformes, Clupeidae. The coding region runs from base 254 to 1777 and encodes 507 amino acids. Gene Ontology annotation, cellular component: oxoglutarate dehydrogenase complex; mitochondrion. The record is from RefSeq and is a predicted model, not a curated record.